Messenger RNA from Acipenser ruthenus (sterlet), 1079 nucleotides. It is a transcript of the gene pecr, whose product is annotated as peroxisomal trans-2-enoyl-CoA reductase. NCBI's taxonomy places the organism in Eukaryota, Metazoa, Chordata, Actinopteri, Acipenseriformes, Acipenseridae. Gene Ontology annotation, molecular function: trans-2-enoyl-CoA reductase (NADPH) activity. Gene Ontology annotation, cellular component: peroxisome. The record is from RefSeq and is a predicted model, not a curated record. Bases 53 to 988 code for a protein of 311 amino acids. Gene Ontology annotation, biological process: phytol metabolic process. The transcript is spliced from 8 exons.
CAUUGACGUCACGUGACCGAACUCUUGCCCUGGCUGUACAGAGAUUACAGACAUGGCAACUAGCAGUGUGUUCAGGGCUGGACUCUUUAAUCAUAAAGUUGCAAUCGUUACAGGCGGUGGGACGGGUAUCGGAAAGGCUAUCACAUCUGAGCUGCUCUAUCUAGGUUGCAGUGUUGUCAUUGCGUCCCGGAAAAAGGAGCGAUUGGAAGCUUCUGCGAAGGAGUUAUCCAGCAGUAUUCCACCCUCGAAUCCAGCGAAAGUGACCCCCAUUCAGUGCAACAUCCGUCAUGAAGCAGAGGUGAGGAGUUUGGUGGCCUCUACUCUGGAGCUCCAUGGCAGGGUUGACUUCUUGAUAAACAAUGGGGGUGGGCAGUUUCCCAGUCCAGCUGAAUAUAUCAAUGCGAAGGGCUGGAAUGCAGUCAUGGACACCAACAUCAAUGGGACCUUCUACUGCUGCCGGGAGGUGUACAAUGCCUGGAUGAAGGAACAUGGAGGAGCCAUCGUGAAUAUUGUCGCUGAUAUGUGGAAAGGUUUUCCAGGCAUGUCCCAUACGGGAGCAGCCAGGGCGGCAGUAGACAACUUGACUAAGAGCCUGGCCAUCGAGUGGGCUGCCAGCGGGGUGAGGGUCAAUGCCGUGGCUCCGGGAACCAUAGUCUCCAAAACCGCUGUUGACAAUUACAAAGAAGUUGGAACUGAGCUUUUUAAGAAAGCCAUACCCCACAUCCCGGCAAAAAGACUUGGAGUACCAGAGGAGAUCGCUCCAGCGGUUUGUUUCCUGCUUUCUCCCGCUGCCUCCUAUAUCUCCGGUGAGACUCUGAAAGUGGACGCCGCACAGAGUCUGUACAGCUCCCCCUGGGAGGUACCUGAUCACAGUGCGUGGCCCCCUGCACCUGAAGGAGAGAACACAGAACUGCUGUUAAAAAUAAUGGAGAAGAAAGAGGACAAUUCCAAACCGGACGGAACAAAUGGAACGAAAGCCCGUCUCUGAUUGGUUGUCUGAGAAGCCGUUAAUCGCCUUGAACGAACCAUGUUUCCAAUGCUGAUAAUAAAACACAAUAUUGUGCUUUCAUGCGUCCUAA